Messenger RNA from Coregonus clupeaformis (lake whitefish), 549 nucleotides. RefSeq names its product protein LBH. The coding region runs from base 202 to 534 and encodes 110 amino acids. The record is from RefSeq and is a predicted model, not a curated record. Lineage: Eukaryota; Metazoa; Chordata; Actinopteri; Salmoniformes; Salmonidae. The transcript is spliced from 3 exons. Gene Ontology annotation, cellular component: nucleus. Gene Ontology annotation, biological process: positive regulation of DNA-templated transcription.
UUUCUGCUAGUCGAGAUAUCAAAAAGGCAAAAUACAUGAGAGCUGUUUGUUUCACCAAGGUCACGGCUCUGCUUCGAUUUCUACUUUUCUGUACAAACGCUCGCGUUUAAUUUACUUUGCUGAACGUUUUUUGGUGGGAAAAGAAGGCAUCAAUAUCGAAGUAAUUCCUUAAUAAUCAGAAUCAACGGCAGGUGUGAAUUCAUGUCUGUAUAUUCUCCCCAAAUAUACUGCCCAGUGUUUAUGCCGAGCGGAGACAUGACUGAAGUGAUGAUCAGCAGCACCCCCAUGGAGGACAUGAGGCUCAGCCCCAGCAAGGACCGGCUCUCCUUCCAGAUCUUCCCGGACCCCUCGGACUUCGAGCGCUGCUGUAAACUGAAAGACCGCCUGCCGUCCAUCGUAGUGGAGCCCACGGAGGGGGAAGUGGAGAGCGGCGAGCUGCGUUGGCCACCGGAGGAGUUCAUUGUCAGUGAGGAGGAGAAGGAGAACCAUGGCAAAAGCCAAACUGGCCAGCCGAUGCAGAACAACCAGCACUAGAGGCCAAACGACAGA